Molecule: messenger RNA, 1369 nt
Organism: Brassica oleracea var. oleracea
Lineage: Eukaryota; Viridiplantae; Streptophyta; Magnoliopsida; Brassicales; Brassicaceae
Product: PAP-specific phosphatase HAL2-like
Exons: 3
Coding region: 130-1257 (375 amino acids)
Biological process (GO): phosphatidylinositol phosphate biosynthetic process; sulfate assimilation
Molecular function (GO): 3'(2'),5'-bisphosphate nucleotidase activity
Source: RefSeq, a predicted model, not a curated record
GUGGGAGAGAGAGAGAGAGAGAGAGAGAGAGAGAGAGCAUGUGAAGAAGGUGGAGAUCUUUUUGAUAAUUUUAUCUCCUCCUCCUCCUCCUCCUCCUCCUCCGUCCUUUAAUUUCAGAUUGCGCCGGCGAUGGAGGUGGAAUCCUUAGCGAGGGAGAUGGAGACGGCGGUGCGUGUGGUGCACCUGGCUUCUUCUCUGUGUGUAAAAGUUCAGGAGAAGCUUCGUCUUCCUUCCUCCAUUAACGGUAACGGUAACGGUGGCCACGUUAAGUCCAAGGAUGAUGAUUCCCCUGUCACCGUCGCAGAUUGGGGUGUUCAAGCUAUUGUGAGCUGGAUUUUAGCUGAGGUUUUUGGUACUCAGAACCUUUCUAUUGUAGCUGAAGAGGACACUGAUUCCCUCUCCAAGGCCGAGUCUUUAGCUCUUUUGGGAGCUGUCUCUAACGUAGUCAAUGAAGCAUUGUCUGAAGCUACCAAAUACGGUCUUACAAAGCCAGACGAGCCCUUGGGAUCGGAUGACAUUCUAAAAGCUAUUGGUCGAUGCAACUCCACUGGAGGUCCAAAGGGAAGACACUGGGUUCUUGAUCCCGUAGAUGGGACGUUAGGUUUUGUUCGUGGCGAUCAGUACGCGGUUGCUUUGGCUCUGAUUGAGGACAGUGAGGUCCUGUUGGGGGUACUAGGAUGUCCUAACUAUCCGGUCAAGAAAGAGGGCUUAAGUAACGGUUGCAACCAAUCUGGAGCUGGAUCAGUCUCGAAAGGGUGUGUCAUGUACGCAAAGAGAGGUAGUGGUCAAGCCUGGAUGCAACCGUUACUCCCUAAUGGAUAUCCGGAAUCUGCAACGCUUCUUAAGGCUUCGACAGUUGAUGAUCCGGUUUUAGCUACGGUUUGUGAGCCAGUGGAGAGAGCAAACUCUAACCACUUGUUCACCGCAGGACUUGCCAAUAGCAUGGGAGUUAGGAAACAGCCUAUGAGAGUGUACAGCAUGGUGAAGUAUGCAGCGAUUGCAUGUGGAGACGCUGAAGUGUUCAUGAAGUUUGCGCAGUCGAGUUACAAGGAGAAGAUAUGGGAUCACGCAGCUGGAGUUGUGAUUGUGGAAGAAGCUGGUGGUGUGGUGACUGAUGCGGGCGGGAGAAAGUUAAACUUCUCAAAAGGAGUUUACUUGGAAGGUCUUGACAAAGGAAUCAUAGCGUGUUCUAAUACAGUUUUGCAUGAUAAGAUUAUAGGUGCUGUUUAUGCUAGUUGGGAAUCUUCUAGUCUCUGAAUAAGCUUAGCCACGUUCCUCAGUUUGUUGCAGAAUCAUCUAGCCUACGUUUUUAAAGCAAAUGUAAAGAAGAAACUGAUCUCCUUAUCCUAAACAGUUUUCACUUUGAUCA